Messenger RNA from Vespa velutina, 414 nucleotides. RefSeq lists its product as uncharacterized. Bases 40 to 414 code for a protein of 124 amino acids. The transcript is spliced from 3 exons. NCBI's taxonomy places the organism in Eukaryota, Metazoa, Arthropoda, Insecta, Hymenoptera, Vespidae. The record is from RefSeq and is a predicted model, not a curated record.
CGUCCAAUUCGUUUUCCUUUAUAACAAUAUAUUCGAACUAUGGAGAUGAGGUUUCUUAAGGAAGACGAGAAGGAAGAGAGACGAAAGAGAAGUAGACUGUCGUCGAAAGGCUCGUCGAGUCGGUUUGGAAGACGCGAGCGACGAAAAGGUGGAGAAAGAGGAGGAGAGGGUGAAACGGCAGCAAAAGAGAAUGCGCGCGUCUUCAAGCGGCGCGAGCUUUCUCGCAGAUUUACAGCACACCCAUGUCGACCUUCGCGAACGCGAGCCUGCGUAGAUUUACGACUCUUAAAUCUAUGCGGUUACUCUCCCGGCGGGACAACCGGAUUUCCUUCGGACGAGGCUCUGAGAAGGAAGCGGCAGAAAAUCGACUCGGGAACCGUGCCAUGGACUUCCGGCCAAAGUGCGAAAAGUUAG